Molecule: messenger RNA, 1968 nt
Organism: Nematolebias whitei (Rio pearlfish)
Lineage: Eukaryota; Metazoa; Chordata; Actinopteri; Cyprinodontiformes; Rivulidae
Product: tyrosine-protein kinase fyna
Exons: 12
Coding region: 252-1865 (537 amino acids)
Biological process (GO): T cell receptor signaling pathway; cell differentiation; cell surface receptor protein tyrosine kinase signaling pathway
Cellular component (GO): extrinsic component of cytoplasmic side of plasma membrane
Molecular function (GO): signaling receptor binding; ATP binding; non-membrane spanning protein tyrosine kinase activity
Source: RefSeq, a predicted model, not a curated record
GCUUUUAUUUUGAAAGCGCCGCCGGAAGUUGUGCUCCAACGGCUUCGCCACGGUCGCAGCUAACACACGGCGGCGACUGGCGCUCGGGGUUCGGCAGGGACGAGUCUCCCUCCGCUUUUCUCCCUCUCUGUGAAGAAAAGAAAACACAGACCGAGAGGAGAGGGGGAAAAAAAACACACACACCAACAAAUACUCCGAAGUUCUGCUUGAAAACUCCGAUGGAUUAAUGUGAUUUUCUGCGACGAUAGAGAAUGGGCUGUGUCCAAUGUAAGGAUAAAGAAGCAGCCAAACUCACUGAUGACAGAGAGACCAGCCUUUCACACAACUCGGGCUACCGCUAUGGGUCUGACCCCACACCGCAACACUACCCCAGCUUCAGCGUCACCACCAUCCCCAACUACAACAACUUUCACGGUGCGGCCACGCAGGGAGUGACCGUGUUCGGAGGAGUCCACUCGUCCUCGCAGUCUGGGACGCUUCGGUCUCGAGGAGGAACUGGGGUGACUCUGUUCGUGGCUCUGUACGACUAUGAAGCCAGGACUGAAGAUGACCUCAGUUUCAGGAAGGGGGAGAGGUUCCAGAUCCUCAACAGCACAGAGGGAGACUGGUGGGAGGCUCGAUCUCUUACUACAGGUGGAACUGGAUACAUUCCCAGUAAUUACGUAGCUCCUGUGGACUCAAUCCAAGCUGAGGACUGGUAUUUUGGUAAACUGGGUCGAAAGGACGCAGAGAGGCAGCUCCUUUCCGGUGGCAAUGCCAGAGGCACUUUUCUCAUUCGAGAGAGCGAAACAACCAAAGGGGCUUACUCUCUCUCCAUCCAGGACUGGGAUGACAUCAAGGGAGACCACGUGAAACACUAUAAGAUUCGCAAACUGGACAAUGGGGGCUACUAUAUCACCACCAGGGCCCAGUUUGAGACGCUCCAACAGCUGGUUCAGCACUACUCUGCCAGGGCUGCAGGGCUGUGCUGCCGACUGAUCGUGCCGUGCCACAAAGGCAUGCCUCGUCUCACGGACCUGUCCGUCAAAACCAAAGACGUGUGGGAGAUCCCGAGGGAGUCGCUGCAGCUCAUUAAACGUCUCGGCAACGGCCAGUUUGGAGAAGUCUGGAUGGGCACCUGGAACGGCACCACCAAGGUGGCAGUGAAGACUCUGAAACCUGGCACCAUGUCACCCGAGUCGUUUCUGGAGGAAGCUCAGAUCAUGAAGAAGCUCCGACACGAUAAGCUGGUGCAGCUCUACGCCGUGGUGUCCGAAGAACCCAUUUACAUCGUCACUGAGUACAUGAGCAAAGGAAGUUUGCUUGAUUUCCUUAAAGACGGAGAGGGCCGAGGCCUCAAACUGCCGAACCUGGUGGACAUGGCCGCUCAGGUGGCAGCAGGGAUGGCGUACAUCGAAAGGAUGAACUACAUCCACAGAGACCUGCGCUCAGCCAACAUCCUCGUCGGAGACGGCCUUGUGUGUAAGAUCGCUGACUUCGGCCUGGCGAGGCUCAUUGAGGACAAUGAAUACACAGCCAGGCAAGGAGCAAAGUUUCCCAUCAAGUGGACCGCUCCCGAGGCCGCGCUCUACGGGAAGUUCACCAUCAAGUCCGACGUGUGGUCCUUCGGUAUCCUGCUCACCGAACUGGUGACCAAAGGCAGAGUGCCGUAUCCAGGCAUGAACAACCGCGAGGUGCUGGAGCAGGUGGAGCGAGGCUACCGCAUGCCGUGCCCGCAGGACUGCCCCACGUCUCUGCACGAGCUGAUGGUGCAGUGCUGGAAGAAAGACCCCGAGGAGAGGCCCACCUUCGAGUACCUGCAAGCCUUUUUGGAGGACUACUUCACAGCCACUGAGCCUCAGUACCAGCCGGGAGACAACCUCUGAGCACGUCACGUGAUGACGCCGGAUGUCCACCAGAGGGCGCCACCUUCUUCUUUCUCAUCUUAGGAAAGCUUUUUGACUUCAUGAAUUCCAACCGAGGAGGAGC